Gossypium raimondii (Peruvian cotton) is the source of this 1817-nucleotide messenger RNA. Its product is annotated as polypyrimidine tract-binding protein homolog 2. The record is from RefSeq and is a predicted model, not a curated record. The coding region runs from base 159 to 1487 and encodes 442 amino acids. Gene Ontology annotation, cellular component: nucleus. Gene Ontology annotation, biological process: regulation of RNA splicing. The transcript has 12 exons. Gene Ontology annotation, molecular function: mRNA binding. Lineage: Eukaryota; Viridiplantae; Streptophyta; Magnoliopsida; Malvales; Malvaceae.
AUACACUUAUCCGGGCCAGAGUAAGUCCCAAACGUAAACCGCGCGAUUAAAAAAAAAAACAGUAAUUCAUAUUUCUCUGCGAAACCCUAGUAUAACAAUUAUUAAGAAAUUCUGACGGAUUAACUCUUCAAAUUUUCUCAGGGCUUGUGCUGAACGGAAUGGCAUCGCUAUCAAGUCAGCCGCAGUUCCGCUACACUCAACCACCGUCGAAGGUGCUGCAUUUAAGAAACUUGCCAUGGGAGUGUACGGAGGAAGAGCUGAUUGAGCUGGGGAAGCCAUUUGGUAAGGUCGUUAAUACCAAAUGCAAUGUUGGCGCCAAUCGAAAUCAAGCUUUCAUCGAAUUUGCUGAUUUGAAUCAGGCUAUUGCUAUGAUAUCAUAUUAUGCUUCAUCUUCGGAGCCUGCUCAAGUUAGGGGCAAAACGGUCUACCUACAAUAUUCUAACAGGCAAGAGAUUGUAAACAACAAAACCACGGCGGAUAUUGCCGGAAAUGUUCUUUUGGUAACAAUAGAAGGUCAAGAUGCGCGGCUUGUUUCCAUUGAUGUUUUGCAUCUGGUGUUUUCAGCUUUUGGAUUUGUGCAUAAGAUUACUACCUUUGAGAAGACAGCUGGAUUUCAGGCAUUGGUGCAGUUUUCAGAUGCAGAAACAGCCACAUCUGCAAAAAAUGCCUUGGAUGGACGAAUCAUCCCUAGGUAUCUGCUUUCUGAAAAUAUAUCUCCUUGUACGCUUAGGAUCACAUAUUCUGCUCAUACAGAUCUGAGUGUGAAAUUUCAGAGCCACAGGAGCAGGGACUAUACCAAUCCCUAUCUUCCUGUUGCUCCUUCUGCUAUAGAUGGAAGUAACCAGUUCAAUUUGGGUCUUGAUGGGAAAAAGCUAGAACCUGAAAGUAAUGUUUUACUUGCAUCUAUUGAGAACAUGCAAUAUGCUGUUACCUUGGAUGUGCUGCACAUGGUCUUCUCUGCUUUUGGCCCUGUUCAAAAGAUUGCCAUGUUUGAUAAGAAUGGUGCCCUGCAGGCUCUAAUUCAGUACCCUGAUGUUCAGACAGCUAUUGUUGCCAAGGAGGCCUUAGAAGGGCACUGCAUAUACGAUGGAGGGUUUUGUAAACUUCAUCUCUCGUAUUCACGUCACACUGAUCUUAGUAUAAAGGUCAAUAACGAUAGGAGCAGGGAUUAUACAAUCCCUAAUCCUGCCAUGGUGAACCCACAGCCUUCAGUUCUGGGGCAACAACCAGUUCAAACAAUGGGUCAUCAAUACAAUGGGACACAAUACGCUCCAGGUGUACAACAACAACCUACAAUGCCUCCACAACCUUCAGCUGGAUGGGGGUCAUCGGCUGUUCCACCGAUGCCCCAACCUAUGAUGAAUAAUCAUAAUCCUUACAUACCACCAGCCUCAAUGCCGCAAAUAUCUCCGGGAAUGAUGCAAAUGCCUGGCCAGGGUGGCAUACCUCCUUUCAGACCCACUCAUAUAUGUCCAGACAGCUAUUGAUACCUUCACAACCCUCAGCUGGAUGUGGAGCCUCAACUGUUCCGGCAAUCGGUGUCCAAACAGAUAAGUAAUCAUCAUAACCCUUAUAUUCCACGGGUCUCGAUGCGACAAAUGACUCCCGGGAUUAUGCGAAUGCCAGGCUAGGGUCGCGUACCACCACCAGCUUCGACUGUGCCUCCUUUUAGACCCAAUCGUAUCAUCGUAAUAGCAUGUAGGUGAUGGACAUCGUGCAGCGGUGUCAUUAAGUUCUGGGGGUGUUCACUUGAAAGAAUUUUAAAGAUUCUGAAGGGUUAAUAAAAAUUUCAAAAGUUUUGAAGGAUCUAAUUAAAA